Molecule: messenger RNA, 2031 nt
Organism: Fusarium mangiferae
Lineage: Eukaryota; Fungi; Ascomycota; Sordariomycetes; Hypocreales; Nectriaceae
Exons: 6
Coding region: 1-2031 (676 amino acids)
Biological process (GO): regulation of DNA-templated transcription
Molecular function (GO): DNA-binding transcription factor activity, RNA polymerase II-specific; zinc ion binding
Source: RefSeq, a predicted model, not a curated record
AUGGCGCGUGCAUGUGAUCGAUGCUGGCUCUUGAAAACGCAGUGCGAUGGACAAUCUCCAUGCACUCGCUGCCGACGGCUCCAAACAGCAUGUCUUUAUAAGCGGCCUGUUCGUCGCCCAGGCAGACCAAGGUUGAAUACUGGGCGCAGACGCGAGACUGGACGCGGCUCUGAUCUUUUUGCUGAUCAGCUCGAGGUCCCAGCUCCAAGAAGAGAAGACUCGACGGACUAUCCUCGUACAGAGAACGCCGCGAGAGAGGAAUCAAUAUCAUCAAGUGACGAUAUACCAAACCAGUCAUCAACCUGGUCAGGAGAAGGAAACGCGGCUCAAUCAAAUGAAAUCCCGCCUGACAAUCUUACAUCAAACCCUGGGGAUUCCGCAAUCGAUAUUGAAGGCCACACACAGGUCGAACAACUCACACCAAUGCACCAUGAUGAGGAUUCAACGACACAUCUUCAACCUAGGACACAUGCUAGAUUUACCUCGUUGGAUGAGGCAUUUGCUCUAGGCUUCGACAUACAAACGGCCCAAUACAUUCUCUCACAAGUGUUUGACCAGUCAGGGCGGCUCGGAAUCUUUGCCAUAUUGUCUCAUCUCCCCCCAGAUAUGUCGCCAACAUCAUUGCUUAACCAGUCAGAAGGCCAGCCACGUGAACUUGCAUUGAUGCUUCUUGCAGUUGGGCUUCAGCUGAAUUUUGUUUGGCUCCCUAUCGACGUACAGUAUUCUCUGGAGCUGCUCAUAGAUACACUGCGUAUAGAAUCACUCAAACUCAUGCCAAUGCUCGCCUGGAAAUCCUCCGAUAUAAAUGUAUCACAUACCAUGUCGCUCCUGCUUGCCAGCCACACAUGGUGUCUUCAGACCGGCAUGGCUGAGAUUGCCUGUCGCUGGAAUGCGAUAGCAGGCCUGAUCUGGCACGAUCUUGUGAGAAUGGGUAAUUUAGAUCCGCUACAAAGAAAUGUUCUUGCCCGAGUUGGAAAAGCAAUCGAACUCCAAAACGCAGUCCUUAGCAUGCUGCACUACAAGCCACCGACUGCCUCUGCUGGCUUCCAGAGUUUGCCUGAGGAUCUGCAGCACGAGGUUCUGAGCCCCGGAUGGAUUGGCGGUGCCUCUCCAACUAAUAUGCCAACUGAUUUCUUCUCAUUAUUUAUGCCCCUGGUUCAACCUUUACAGAGAGUCAUCACCUCGUCCCACGACUCAUCUGCUCUAGAUGAGAUUCGAGAUGAGCUGGAGGCAUACUUUAUUCGGUUUCCAACUACGCUUCUUGAGUAUGAGUGUCUCGAACACGCAUAUCAGGCAGAAGCCAUGAUUUGGUUUCAUGGGAUCUUCAUGCUCACAUGUACGUGGUUGAAUUCAACGGGCCAGGUCACAAAUCCCUUCAGGCUAAUACAAGAGAAAGUCAUUGAUCGUGAUCUUUUCCUGCUCCUUACGAGUGGUGAAUUGACCUCAACUUCCGAGUUCAUUUCUGCAUUGGACCAUUCAAUCUUGCUAGGAGAGGCCAUUCCUACCCUUAUGCACCUCGAUUCUAGCUGUCAUACUAUAUCUGCCGCGACAGUUUUCCUCGUUCUCACCUCGUCUGUGGUCACCUGCCUUGCGCUUAGGGAAGUCGAUGGCUCUUUGGGUUCUCACGAGGUUAUGGCUACAAUGCCACCCACACUCCUUGCCUCGGCCGAUCGCCACUUGAGGGCGCUUGAAACGUUUAUGAAGGGCACACGAUUUGACGUGGAACUUAUCAAGCACAUCCAGACAUGCCUAUCCAGUUCUGUCAUGUUGGGGAGCCCAGGUUCAUCUUCUGACUACAACAGGACACUGGAUGAGUUGGCGUUCUAUCGAUGGGCGUCCGGGGGGCAUGGUAUUCUUCGGUCACCGAAGCAACCUGUUGUCGAAAGCUCACAGUUCAUGAACCGUUACCCUGUUCAUUCGCGAUCUCUGCAGGAUCGGCAAGCCCGGACAAGUGCGAUCGAAAGAAUUUGUUCGCCAAAUGCUCGUAUUUGUCAACCCGGAUAUUUUGAAUUAAGCAUUCAAUUGUUCUAA